Molecule: messenger RNA, 1247 nt
Organism: Linum trigynum
Lineage: Eukaryota; Viridiplantae; Streptophyta; Magnoliopsida; Malpighiales; Linaceae
Source: the annotation of a GenBank genome assembly
CCGAAUAACAAUUGAAAUUGAAUCCCAAUCCCAAGAAAUAAUACGUGUAUUCGGUAAUACCAAAUAUAGAAAAAUUCGGUGCGGUAUUCGGUAUAUCCCAAAUACCGGUACCAAACUUCCAGCCCUACCUGCAGGAUAUGGACACCAAAAUCAAGCACCUGGCGGAUGCUCUUGCUUCCAGAACGACUAGCACACUUCUUGGCCAAACCCUGCCAAAUCUCAGAAAUCAAAAGAGGGGUUACACGCCAUCACGCUGAGAAGUGGGACUAUGACUGCGAUUACACCGCCGAAGAGUACCAAGACGGUGAUACAGAUCACCCUAGACCCAAAAGUGGACCUGGUGAUGGAAAAAGAGCCGAAGGCUUGAGUUCCAAAGCCAUAUCUAGUAGUGGCUGAAUAUAAGUCUAAGCUCCCUUUUCCCACCAGGAUGUACAAAGAUAGGCUUGAGGCAGAGUUUGGCAAUUUCAUGUCCAUGCUCAGGAAGUUGAAUGUUGAAGUGAACUUCAUGGAGGCACUAUCUCAGAUGCCUAAGUAUGCGAAGUUCCUGAAGGAUCUACUCUCGAAGAAGCAGAAGCUGAGUGAGCUGGCCACUGUGGAGCUUAGCAAGGAGUUCUUGGCCAUUCUGCAGAAUAAGCUUUCGCCGAAGCAGAAGGACCCAUGUAGUUUUACUAUCCCGUGCUCCAUUCGAAAAUUGCAUGUAGAGAGGUCAUUGGUGGAUCUAGGUGCUAGUAUCAAUGUUAUACCAUAUAAAUUAUUCAAGAAACUAGGCCUAGGUGAACCCAGUGCAACUAGGAUGAGUAUUCAAUUAGCUGACCGAUCUGUAGUUCAUCCUAGGGGCAUAGUGGAUGACCUCCUGGUUAAGGUUGGCAGAUUCUUUUAUCCUGUGGAUUUUGUUGUCUUGGACAUCAAUGAAGACGCAGAAAUGCCCCUUAUACUGGGAAGGCCUUUCCAGGCCAUCGUCAAGGCUCUCAUAGAUGUGCAUGAUGUGACCUUAGUCUUGAGAGAUGGCGAGGAGUAGAUAACAUUUUCCAUUGCUAAUAAUAUGACUGCUAUCUUGCCUGUGCAUGCUAUCUCUCACCAGGUGCACGAGUCUGUCAUGUAUCCUUUUGUGCCUUCUGUUUUGCAGGGCCUCCCAUAUCUUCGCCACCACCCUCGUCCAUCCCGUUCACAAAAGAAAAGAUCAAGGAGGAGUGGCGGCCGAAACUGCAGGUAGCUAAGCCUGCUCAAAAGAAAGCUGGAGACCACUA